AUGCUCCGACGGCCGCCUGCUGACGGUAUUGCCAAUGCUUCUUCCAUUGUCCACCGUAACAGACCAUGGACCACGAACGUCUCUCGAACGCUCCCGCCGACUCGCAGCCUCUCACUCCUUUUAUCUGUACCGCCUAUCCUCGUUCCUCCGGUCGUACUCAUAGGAUUGACAAUUACACUCUGGCUAUAUAAAUGCGCUAUGAUGGUAAUUUUUCAAAACAAGAUAAUAUAUAUGCCGUCUAUGCCACCGUUCUCAAGGCAGGAGAGGAUAGCCAGCUAUGAGAAAGUUUGCUCGCCAAUAUUUUGGGAGGAACAAAGGAUAAAGUCUCUGGACGGAGUGGAGAUUGCCUUAUGUGUUGGACGGAACGUGGCGAAAACAGACGAGAGGGAAGUAAAGAAGAUGGAAGGACGCGAGGGAGAGGUCGUGAUACUGUAUUUCCAGGGAAAUGGGUCAUCGAUCCCGCCUCGUUUACCUCAGCUAUCAGGCGUGUUAAAGGCGUUGGACGACAGAACAUACACCCUCAUUGCGGUCUCAUAUAGAGGAUUCUGGACUUCUCGUGGCCGGGCGUCCCAGCGUGGAAUUGAGCGUGAUGCCAUUGCGGCCCUAAAAUGGGCCCGGAAGACAUAUCCCGAUCUAAAUACCCAGCUUGUCUUCUGGGGCCAAAGCAUAGGAGCAGGGGUGGCCACUUUUCUUGCAGCAUCAGACCACCGACAACAUGACUGCGCGAGGCGGUCAGAACCACCAGCCUUGAUACUUGAGACACCAUUUGUGAGUGUACAGUCGAUGCUGCUCGCCCUUUACCCACAACGUUGGCUGCCAUAUCGGUAUCUCGGCCCGUUCCUACGAAACUGGUGGGACUCGGAAGAAGCUCUACGCGCUAUGUCUAACACUGGAGCAAAGCAGACAGUACGGAGAAGGGUUUUAGUUAUUUCAGCUGAAAACGACGAGCUGGUUCCUCCCGAACAGGGUGAUUUUAUAGAAGACUUAUGCAUUGAACAAGGGAUGGACGUUUCUCGAACAAGGGUUCGGGGUGCAUUACACACUGAAGCUACGUUUCGGGGUGGCGGGAGGAACGCAGUAGUGAGCUUUUUGAAGCAACUUUAA
Molecule: messenger RNA, 1104 nt
Organism: Nannizzia gypsea CBS 118893
Lineage: Eukaryota; Fungi; Ascomycota; Eurotiomycetes; Onygenales; Arthrodermataceae
Exons: 4
Coding region: 1-1104 (367 amino acids)
Cellular component (GO): membrane
Molecular function (GO): palmitoyl-(protein) hydrolase activity
Source: RefSeq, a predicted model, not a curated record